Penicillium canescens is the source of this 894-nucleotide messenger RNA. RefSeq names its product exosome non-catalytic core subunit RRP45. The transcript is spliced from 3 exons. Bases 1 to 894 code for a protein of 297 amino acids. Gene Ontology annotation, biological process: nuclear polyadenylation-dependent rRNA catabolic process; exonucleolytic trimming to generate mature 3'-end of 5.8S rRNA from tricistronic rRNA transcript (SSU-rRNA, 5.8S rRNA, LSU-rRNA); U5 snRNA 3'-end processing. Gene Ontology annotation, cellular component: cytoplasmic exosome (RNase complex); nuclear exosome (RNase complex). The record is from RefSeq and is a predicted model, not a curated record. NCBI's taxonomy places the organism in Eukaryota, Fungi, Ascomycota, Eurotiomycetes, Eurotiales, Aspergillaceae.
AUGUCAAAGGAAGCUCAACUCUCGAUUGCGGAGCGUGACUUCAUUCUUGAGGCGCUUCGUGAGGAUGUGCGGCUUGAUGGCCGUCAGCCUGAUCAGUUUCGUCCCAUGGACAUCUCGUUUGGUGAAGAAUAUGGACAUGUGAAGCUGCAGCUUGGCAAGACGAGCCUUAUUGUUCGCAUAUCCGCUGAGGUCACCAAGCCUCGUGAGGAACGUCCUUUUGAUGGUCUAUUCAACAUCAACAUGGAGCUCAGUUCCAUGGGCUCUCCCGCCUGGGAGAAUGGACGCUCCAAUGAUCUCGAGGCAUCUGCCACCAACACCCUUGACCGCGUCAUUCGUCACUCCAACGCUCUCGAUACUGAGUCUCUCUGCAUCAUCAAAGGUGUGAGCUGUUGGAGCAUCCGUGCUGAUGUGCAUGUAAUCGACUACGAUGGAAACCUUACCGAUGCAGCCUGCAUUGCCAUCAUGACCGGACUGCAACACUUCCGCCGGCCGGAUGCUGUGGUCAAGGAUGGCCGGGUCAUCGUCUACGCGGUUGAGGAGCGUGUGCCUGUCGCCCUCAACAUCACCCACAAGCCUCUCUCAAUCACCUUCAACACUUUCAACGACAGCAAGCAUGUCAUUGUUGAUGCUACCCUCAAGGAAGAGCAGGCAUCUGAGGGAGACCUCGUCAUUGGCAUCAACAGCGCCGGCGAGCUCUGCUACAUGUCCAAGAUCGAGGGUGCUCCGAUUAACCCCAUGGUUGUUGUCAACAAGACGAGUGUGGCCUGGGACAAGGUCAAGGAGCUUAAUCUCAUUAUCGACAAGGUUCUGCGGACUGAUCUGGCCAAGCGGGCGAAGGUUGGCAUGGCUGAUGAGUCGCGGGCUGAGAAUGACCGGUUGAUUGCAACCGAAUGA